Rhodamnia argentea is the source of this 1020-nucleotide messenger RNA. Its product is annotated as probable WRKY transcription factor 24. Gene Ontology annotation, molecular function: DNA-binding transcription factor activity; sequence-specific DNA binding. Gene Ontology annotation, biological process: regulation of DNA-templated transcription. The record is from RefSeq and is a predicted model, not a curated record. Lineage: Eukaryota; Viridiplantae; Streptophyta; Magnoliopsida; Myrtales; Myrtaceae. The coding region runs from base 36 to 674 and encodes 212 amino acids. The transcript has 2 exons.
CUCUUUCUCAAACAUUCUCUCCGUGGAGCCCUUCGAUGGACAGCGCAGACGGCCCUCCACCACCACCCCCGGAAUUGCUGCCGCCUCCCAACAGUCCCUACCUCUUCGCGCCACCGCCGUCGCUUCUGUCGUCCCCGCUGUUGCACCCGCUGAUAGACACCUCAGCCUCGGCUCAAGCGUUGGCUCUUCCUUCAUCUUCGUCUUCUUCGGAUAUCGAUUGGGUUAGCCUCUUGUCUGGCCAGCUUGGCGGGCUUCGCGAGAAUAAGCCGAUGAUGAUGUCGAUGGAGAAUGCGCCGAUGACCACGAUGUUGCCUGAAAAUGGGGGAGUAGAAGACAGGAGCGAGGGGGAUCUUAAGAAGAAAGUGACGUGUAGGACAAGAAGGCCGACACAGCCUAGGAUUGCGUUCCAAACAAGGAGUGCAGAUGAUAUUCUUGACGACGGGUAUCGCUGGAGGAAGUAUGGACAGAAAGCCGUCAAGAACAGUGUUCAUCCCAGGAGCUAUUAUCGGUGCACACAUCACACAUGCAACGUGAAGAAGCAGGUCCAAAGGCUGGCGAAGGACACGAGCAUUGUGGUCACCACGUACGAAGGCAUCCAUAACCAUCCCUGUGAAAAGCUAAUGGAAACCCUAACUCCUCUCCUCAAGCAGAUGCAGUUCUUGUCCAGAUUUUAGCUUAGCCAUCGAACUUGAGGAUCACUUAACUAUGUCAAAAACUUAAUCACUUUUGUAUCAUUCGAUAGAUAAUUAUCUUGGGGUUCCAUAGUGUACAGAACUAAUCAAGUUCCUAGACACAUACCGGCGUAUACGAAUGGCAGACUUCCUGUACAUGGAUAGCUUGUCAAUAGCAUCCCUAUACAUACUAGCUUUUCUUCUGCAAGAGAUUGCAAUUUGCUUUAAUGGAUGUGUUACGCACAUAUAUUUUCUAAAGUCAUAUUGACUGAAUUUAUCGAUUCAUUAUUACUUGAGGGGACAUCAUGAAUAUUCUUGAAAUAUGUUAUAUGUCCAUCAUUUUGAAUAA